Messenger RNA from Pterocles gutturalis (yellow-throated sandgrouse), 726 nucleotides. It is a transcript of the gene RALA, whose product is annotated as v-ral simian leukemia viral oncogene homolog A (ras related). The transcript has 4 exons. The record is from RefSeq and is a predicted model, not a curated record. Gene Ontology annotation, biological process: Ras protein signal transduction; regulation of exocytosis. Gene Ontology annotation, molecular function: GDP binding; GTPase activity; GTP binding. Gene Ontology annotation, cellular component: plasma membrane. NCBI's taxonomy places the organism in Eukaryota, Metazoa, Chordata, Aves, Pterocliformes, Pteroclidae. Bases 45 to 665 code for a protein of 206 amino acids.
AGAUUUUUUUCAUUUUAUACCUGUGAAUUUUCUGCAAUCCAAAGAUGGCAGCAAAUAAGCCUAAAGGACAGAAUUCAUUGGCUUUACACAAAGUCAUCAUGGUGGGAAGUGGUGGUGUAGGAAAAUCUGCUUUAACACUACAGUUUAUGUAUGAUGAGUUUGUUGAAGAUUAUGAGCCCACCAAAGCAGACAGCUACAGGAAAAAGGUGGUUCUGGAUGGAGAAGAAGUCCAGAUCGAUAUAUUGGAUACAGCAGGGCAGGAAGACUAUGCUGCGAUAAGAGACAACUACUUCCGAAGUGGAGAAGGAUUUCUUUGCGUCUUCUCUAUUACAGAGUUGGAAUCCUUUGCAGCAACUGCAGACUUCAGGGAGCAGAUCUUAAGAGUAAAAGAAGAUGAGAAUGUUCCCUUUUUGCUAGUUGGUAACAAAUCGGAUUUGGAAGAUAAAAGGCAAGUUUCUGUAGAGGAAGCAAAAAACAGAGCUGAUCAGUGGAAUGUUAACUAUGUGGAAACUUCUGCAAAAACACGAGCUAAUGUUGACAAGGUGUUUUUCGAUUUAAUGAGAGAAAUUAGAGCCAGAAAAAUGGAGGACAGCAAAGAAAAGAACGGGAAGAAGAAAAGAAAAAGCCUAGCUAAGAGGAUCAGAGAAAGAUGUUGCAUUUUAUAAUCAAAACUACAAAUUCCUUUCCUACCCUGACCAUACUAAUAAAAACCAUAAUUUAUAAGCA